Messenger RNA from Priapulus caudatus, 475 nucleotides. RefSeq names its product proline-rich antigen homolog. Bases 104 to 376 code for a protein of 90 amino acids. Lineage: Eukaryota; Metazoa; Priapulida; Priapulimorpha; Priapulimorphida; Priapulidae. The record is from RefSeq and is a predicted model, not a curated record. The transcript is spliced from 2 exons.
UUCUGAUUGGUGCUCUUUGUUGCCUGCAGGCGUUCCUCCGCCGUCGUUCUCGGUGGCGCCCCCACCGCCACCGCCCAGCAGUCAAGCGGUGCAGUACCCAUGGAUGACAAGCACAGCUGGAGGUACCUCGCAGGCGCCACCUAUCUCCUCACCGUGGAACCAGGGAUACAGCGGCGCGAGCGGGAUUCCGCCGUGGCAGGGAUCGGGCAUGAUGGGCGUGCCCCCGCCCGUCCCCCCGCCGAUGGGUGUUGCCCCGCCCCCACCGCCGCCCACCAGCGGCGGCGCCGCCCCCCAGGUCAACGCGUUUGACUUCAGCGCCCUCGCGGCAGUUGGGCUGCCAAGCCUGCUUGCGCCGCCACCUCCCCCACCAAGUUAGGCGUCCGCUGCAUUGGUCGCGCCGGUCGGAGGGAGAGAGGGAGCGCCGAAAAUCGUGGAGUUAAGCCCGGCGCACGCGUGAGUAAUUUUACUCAAGUAA